UUUCCAAGGAGAUGGUGGUGUAGCAGUGCGGUCAAAGCAAGGGCAGGAGAUGGGUUUGGCUGCUCAGGAAGCCACAGCUCCCUUCCCACAGCUGGGGAUGCUGAUAGUGGGCUGGGCAGCCCCCUGCUAUAGCUGCCCCGGAGCAGUGCCUGGGCUGUGGGCAGGAGGAGGCAGAGCAGCAGGAGAGCAAACGCUGGAAGAUCCGCAGGUGAGUCACAGUGUCCACAGGGGUGCCACGUCAAGGAAGCCACAUCUGUGCAUGGGAAUCUCUUUUCGGAUGAUUUGUGCUCCUACCUCGUGAAUCCAAAUCCAGCAGAGGGCUCAGCUGAGGUCAGGCCAUGCAAGUCCCUGCCCUGCUCCUGCUCACCCUUGUGGCCCUGAUGCCCCCAGCCCAGGCCUGCCCCUCGGAGAUGAACAAGGUCAAGGACCUCCUGGAGGUGAACUGCACAGGGAAGGCUCUCAGCACAGUGCCCCCAGACCUGCCUGCAGACACGGGCAUCCUGCUGCUCAGUGACAAUCGCCUGCUGUCCCUCUCCACCGCCGCCUUCCUGCCCCUCACCCAGCUGCAGGACCUCGACCUGUCCUUCAACGGGCUGGUGACUCUGCACACCGGGGACCCGCUGCCAUCCCUGAAGGAGCUGAUCCUGUCCCACAACAACCUGGGAACCCUGCCCGACCUGCAGGGCCUGCCUGCGCUGACCCGCCUGGCCGUGGCCAACAACAGCCUGGUGACACUGGCCCCAGGGGCUUUCCGCACCGUGCCACAGCUGCAGGACCUGGACCUGAGAGGGAACCGGCUGAGGACACUGCCCCAGGAGGCCUUUGCAGGGCUGAGGGCACUCAAGGACUUGGACCUCUCAGACAACCUCCUGGAGAAGCUCCCCAAGGAGCUGCUGCAGGAUCUGCAAAGGCUGGAGACCCUCUGGCUCUCGGGGAACCUCCUGCGCACCCUGCCCACCAACUUCUUCCCUGAGGGGCACCUCUUCAUGUACGUGUUCCUCACCAAGAACCCCUGGCACUGCGACUGUGACCUGCGCUACCUGCGGGCCUGGAUCCGGCAGAACGACGGCAGCGUUUACCAUCCGGAGCGGGGCCUGCAGGAGACCAAGGUGGAGGUGGCCCCCAGGAAGGUGCUGUGCCACAGCCCUGCUGAGCACCAGCAUAAACCUGUCAUGGACUUCCAGCCCGACUGCGGCGACAUGGGGGAUGGAGAUGUGGGCGGAGAGGAUGACUAUAAUUAUGGGGAAGAAACAGCAGAGAAAACUGCCUUGACCAGCUUACCCCCACCCAUCCCCGAAGAGCACACUACCAUGCCCCAUGCUGUUACCCAGCCUCCCCUCCCUACCACCAGACCUUCCUUGAGCACCCCUUGUACCUCCACUCUUGCCCCAAGCACUUUGCUUGUGGUGCCCAAAAGCACCAGAGCUCCCAGCACCACCACUCCUGGACCAACCAGUCCUACCAUCAUACCCACACAGAGCCCCAGCACUGCCACUCUCACUGCUGCUCUUACCAGCCCCCUGCACAGACCCACCACCCCUGUCUCUGCCACCUCACUGCCUACCCCUAUGAGCAGCAACCCUCCCAGCAACAGUGGCCUGCCCCAAACCACCCUCGCUGACAGUACUACCUCUGCCACUCUCAUGGCAUCCACUGGCACGUUUCUCACCAACUCCACAGCAGUGCCUUUGACUGCCACGCUAGAGCCCUCUUCCACUGUUAGAUCUUCAUCUCCUGCUUCCAUGUCAGCCACCACCAUGCUUUCCAGUCGUGCCCCAACAGCACCAGCUCCCCUGGACACCACACGUGUCACCCAACCCGCCCAUUCCCCCCCAGCUGCACCUCCUCCCCUCUGCCCGUGCUCCAUCCCAGGACAGGCAGCACCGGUGCUGCCUCUGCAGGCAGGUGGGGAGGGUCCACAGUGGGGGCAGUGGCUGCUGAGGCACUGCUGCCUCCUGCACUGGGUGCUCUACCUGGUUUCCUUGGCUCUGCUGGUCCUGACCAUGCUGGCUCUAGCAGGCUGGCUGGCUUGGAUGUGCCUGGUGGGACAACCCUUCUGGCACCAGUCCCUGCAGACCCAAGAGGUGCAGUAUCCCCUGCUGGGGUGGAAGGACUCAGCAGAAAGCCCCGUGAUGCAUCUCAGCAGCUUCAAAAGCCCCCUCCAGCGCCCCACGUUCUGCACCAUCAAGGAAGUAGAGCUGUGCCCUGAGGUCACCUACUGCACAAUUAAAGAUCUGGGCAUACAGCGCAGUCCUCCUGCAGGUUCCUCCUUCUGCACCACAAAGGAGCUGUGGGUCCACCACAGUCCUCCUUCAGCCAAGCCUUUCUCCAGGAACCUGGUGGUCAGAGACCUCAGCUUCCUGAGGACCCUGUCUGCUUACAGCCUGGACAGGGGUGUCAGUGCCAUGGGUCAUGUCAGAGUGAAAUAUGCUGGCAACACCAUGUAAGUGCUUCUGUAUGCUCAGAGAAAGAGAUGCAGGGUUGUGGCUCUGCUUCAUGUGUGCUUGUUUUACGUGGGAAAGAUCUGCUUGCCCAGAGGGAAGCUAUCCAGCUCCUUCCUCUAGUAUUCUCCAGCAGCCUGAGGUUUCUAGAGCUAAAAUAAUUACUUGGGUAUUUGGCAGAGGAAGAUAAUGUCCUAAAUUGGUCAGUGAUAGUCUGGGGCUGCCAAUGCCUGGUUUCAGGGUGAGGGAGGGCAAGCAGAGCUUCUGUUGUGCUCUGUGUCUCAACUGCU
Molecule: messenger RNA, 2731 nt
Organism: Lepidothrix coronata (blue-crowned manakin)
Lineage: Eukaryota; Metazoa; Chordata; Aves; Passeriformes; Pipridae
Product: platelet glycoprotein Ib alpha chain-like
Exons: 2
Coding region: 339-2447 (702 amino acids)
Molecular function (GO): protein binding
Source: RefSeq, a predicted model, not a curated record